AUGAUAAUGGGCGGAAUGCGGUUGGAGGGAAGAGGAGGAGCUGCUGAACUCGUCGCUGCCUGGCUGGAUGCUGCUCGAUUUCACAGAUGUAGAACCUACAGACCUUGCGCUCCACCGGCACUACGUCGCCGUCUUAUUCGUCAUGACAACCCUCCUUCGCCACGCCGCCCCAUCUUCUCCCCUCCUCCCCGCCCCGUUCCCCCUCUCCUCCCCCCUUCCCCCCUUUUCCCGUCCCCACCCCCUCUUCCCCCCGGUUUGUCCUCCCCCCUUCCCCCUUGCCGCGCCGUGCGGUGCGUGCAGUUCCACCAGUACCAUGUGGUGGGGCGCAUGAACCCGAGCCCCAACGACCCCACGCCCAAGAUCUACCGCAUGAAGCUGUGGGCCAUCGACCAAGUGCGCGCCAAGAGCAAGUUCUGGUAUUUCUUGAGUCAGCUGCGUAGAGUGAAGAAGGCUCACGGUCAAGUCCUAGCUAUCAACGAGAUCUUUGAGAAGAAUCCGACGGUGGUGAAGAACUACGGCAUGUGGGUGCGGUACCAGAGCCGCACGGGGUACCACAACAUGUACAAGGAGUACCGCGACACCACGCUUAAUGGCGCCGUGCAGCAGAUGUACGACGAGAUGGCCUCGCGCCACCGCGUGCGCUUCCACGGCAUCCAGAUCAUCAAGACAGCGGAGGUGCCGGACGACAAGGUGAAGCGAGUGAACACGCUGCAGUUCAUCGGAGACAAGGUCCGCUUCCCCCUGCCCAACCGCUCCGUGCGCGCCUCCUCGCGCUCCCUCAAGACCACCUUCAAGGCCUCCCGCCCCAACACCUUCGUGUAG
This is a messenger RNA of Closterium sp. NIES-65, 822 nucleotides long. NCBI's taxonomy places the organism in Eukaryota, Viridiplantae, Streptophyta, Zygnematophyceae, Desmidiales, Closteriaceae. The record is from the annotation of a GenBank genome assembly.